Molecule: messenger RNA, 1823 nt
Organism: Linum tenue
Lineage: Eukaryota; Viridiplantae; Streptophyta; Magnoliopsida; Malpighiales; Linaceae
Source: the annotation of a GenBank genome assembly
AGGAAACAAGAACUGACGCGGGAGCCAUGGAGGAUUGAUUAUUGGUGAUGGAGCUCGCGAUAAGCUGCCAGAACUUUAAUGCCACAGCAUUCUCCAGAAAGGUAGCCCUACUAGCUAGGCCAUCCGCCAUAUGCCCCCAUAUUACCUGCGCACAAACCAGCCCCAGAAAUGGCACGCACUUCAACUCAAUUUGGCCAUGGACGACGACGGCAGCAACCCAUCUCCUCCCUACGAUCUCAUAAUCCUAGGAGCAUCCGGAUUCACUGGCAAAUACGUCGUAAGAGAAGCACUCAAGUUCCUCAACACCCCAUCUUCACCUCUCAAAUCCUUCGCCGUUGCGGGCCGAAACCAUUCCAAGUUGUUGGACGCCCUCAAAUGGGCCGCAAAGCCCAACUCUCCACCUCCGUCCAUCGCAAUCCUCGCCGCCGACACCGCCGACCCUGUUUCACUACGCAUGCUCUGCUCUCGGACCAGGCUCGUUCUCAACUGCGUCGGCCCAUUUCGUCUCCACGGAGGCCCUGUCGUGGCGGCCUGCGUCCAGGCCGGCUGCGAUUACUUGGACAUCUGCGGCGAGCCGGAGUUUAUGGAGAGGAUGGAGUUCGUUUACCACGACCAAGCGGUUGAGACCGGUUCGUUGGUUGUUUCGGCUUGUGGGUUCGAUUCGGUCCCGGCUGAGCUGGGUUGGAUGUUUAACUCGAAGCAGUGGGUCUACCCGGCUGUGCCGAACCGGAUCGAGGCUUACUUGAGCCUGGAAUCUGAUAAGAACAUUGUUGCCAACUUCGGGACUUACCAAUCGGCGGUUCUGGGUGUUGCCAACGUGGACAAAUUGAUAGAGCUGAGGAGAUCCAGACCCAGAAGGUCUAAGCCAAAGAUUCCUGGGCCAUAUCCUCAUAAAGGACCACUCAUAGAUUACCAAAAGGAAUUUGAUCUUUGGGUCAUAAAGCUUCCAUCAGCGGAUACUGCAGUUGUAAGUAGAACGCUUGAAAUGUUAACAAAACACCCUAAUGGUUUUCCGGGAUGUGAUGAGAGUGAUGAUCAGAUUGAGAAGAGGAAGAAAUUUUGGUCGAUGGUGAAUCCUGCUCAUUUCGGGUUGAAGAUGGGCUCUGAGUGCUUGAUAGGUGUCUUUCAAUUCAUUGUUCUAGGCUUGUUCGUUGGGCUCUUGGCUAGAAGUUCUGUUGGAAGGUGGCUACUCCUAAACUUCCCAUCCUUUUUCAGCCUUGGAUGGUUCAGCAAGAAGGGUCCUUCCGAGGAUGAGGUCGCGAGCGCUUCGUUCAAGAUGUGGUUCGUUGGACGUGGAUACAGUGACUUGAGGACGUCAAUAAAUGUUGGAGACAAGGAGGUCGAUGCGGAGAUCAUAACAAGAAUUAUGGGUCCCGAUGCGGGCUAUUUGACGACUCCUAUUAUUUUGCUACAAUGUGCUCUGAUCGUUCUAGGUCAACGUGACAGACUGCCUAAAGGAGGAGUUCUCACUCCUGGGAUCGUGUUUGGCCCGAUGGAUCUCCAAGAACGACUCCAACAAAAUGGAAUUUCUUUUGAUGUCAUUUCAAGGAGAAUUGGCUCUACUAAAUGAUGGGUGUUCUAAUUGAACAUUUGGUCGUGUGAGAAAUCGAUUUAUCUCCAAGUUUAGUCUUUUCCAUUUUAAGUAAUAUGAAUAGGUUGACAACAAUGUAAUGUGUUGUAGUUUGUUUUAGAUUUGUAUUUCAUGAAUUAUUCCAUCUCGAACAAUCAUGAGAGUCGAGAUGGAGUCCGCCUCCAUUUGUCGUUAAUGGUGUUAACAAGACUUCUGAUUCUGUUAAAAAAAUGAACAAAGAUGGAUAUAGUGG